UGAGGUUUUCGAAAGGGGCGUGUCUUGUAGGAAUCAUUUUAAAAACUCCCGCAGCUUUUCAGUGAGACCCUGUGAACUCGACUCAACUCAGAUCGAAUAACUGCAAGAAACUUGGAGGAACAGUUUUCACCAUACAAGUCAUCCAUCAUGGUGAGCACCCUGAAUGAACUGUCCUGGCUGAAACAAUCAGGCUUCGGUCAGCCAGAACCGAGACAUGGCCUGAACCUGUUGUACUGGUUUGCUCGUGACUAUAUCGAUGUUAGAAAUGGUGUCAUUGUCCCGAGAUUCAAGCCUCAGAAUGGAGACUUUGGCUUUCACAAAUACCAAAACAGAAUUGAAGAAGAUGAUCACAUUGUGCCUGUUCAGAAUCUCCCAUACUAUGAGGUGGGCAACCUGAACGCUAAAGGAGCAGACAAGCUCCCAGGUUAUGUCAGGGCAAAUUACAGCAGCAGAAAACCAGACAACAACAAGGAUCGCAUUAUUGUGCGGCGAGACACCGAUGGCACCUUCAAUAGGGUGUAUGUGACUGAACACAGUGACCCGAAACGAUUCGACAGGAGCAGAACCUACCGCGUGAGCCAGGGUCUUCUCACCAUCAUCAAGAACAUGAGUCGAGAGCAGUAUCUCUCUCAGCUCUCAAGCACUCAAGCAGACAAUUUCAGAUACACACAACAUAGUCAUUAUGAGACGCCACCUGAAAACAACUCCUGGUGUACCAUUCUUUGAGCCAUUCAAAAGGCUGCUGACAUUAACCUGCUUUCAUUAUCUCCAUGAUUAUUAUAUAAAUUUUAUUAUGUAAUGGUGAAUUGAUUAAAGCAUCGAUUAACUGCUUCAUGAUGCUUCGAGACCUUUAUGAAUCUUGUUUCGAAAUGAAUUGGAGUACGAACCUUUAAGUUAUUUCAGCAAACGAGGCUUCGCUGAAAGGUCUGUGGUUUUAAGAUAGUGUUGUGUUUAAAUGAAUUUAAAUGUGUGGUUAUAAAUGAUCUUAGGUUAUUCUUCUGUGCAUUUACACGACUUUUCUCUAGCAUGCAUUGAUUCAUAUUUGCGAAUCAACUGGUUCGAUUGAAUCCCUUCUCCCGUCACUGUUAUUUAUGUUCCCUGUCAUAAUCAAAUUUUGAUUCAUUUGCUGGGUUCCUGAUUUCUAUUAAAUGUGUGGUUUCUCUGCGGCUUGAUUUGAAAUAAAAUGAUUUUGGGAAC
This is a messenger RNA of Carassius gibelio (silver crucian carp), 1197 nucleotides long. RefSeq lists its product as uncharacterized. The record is from RefSeq and is a predicted model, not a curated record. Lineage: Eukaryota; Metazoa; Chordata; Actinopteri; Cypriniformes; Cyprinidae. The transcript is spliced from 2 exons. The coding region runs from base 148 to 726 and encodes 192 amino acids.